Molecule: messenger RNA, 219 nt
Organism: Sugiyamaella lignohabitans
Lineage: Eukaryota; Fungi; Ascomycota; Dipodascomycetes; Dipodascales; Trichomonascaceae
Exons: 1
Coding region: 1-219 (72 amino acids)
Source: RefSeq, a predicted model, not a curated record
AUGUUGGUGGAUCGGCUGGAUGUGGAUGUCGACUUGCUCGAAUCGUCUUCGUCGUCCUCGCUGUCGUCGUCAGAAUCGUCUUCACCAGAAUGCAUCUUCAAAAUGGCUUCUUCAAUGAGGUUUACAUCGUCCUCGAUCGACUCGAUCAGUGGUGCAAAACCAUCGGUGAUGUCGUCGAUAAGUGCAUACGAGAUCCAGUCCGACGAGACAUUGAGAUAG